GGUGCAAGCAGGGGCGAAGGAUAGGAGACAAGGCGGAAAAUAAGCGGAUCAAGGAGAUAAAGGGAAAGAGAAGGGUAAAGUCAUAAUGAAAGAGAAGGACGCACAGAAGGUCAGAUAUGAAAGGGAGAAGAAGAACAGGAGAUCAAAGAAGGGUAAGCAAGGGCAGGAGAAAGAAUGGAGUCUGAAAUUUAAACAGGGCGCCUCUCCAGUAUUAUUGACUGAGGAUUCAGAAUCGGGGACCGGAGGCAGCGACAGCAGGGUGUCAAAGCUUGAGAAAAGGGCACUCCGUGUCCUAACAAAGGGUACUAGAAGCAGUGGAGGAACGUGGGUUAGAUCGGAGGAACUGUCUUUCACAGAGCCGGACGAGGAGAAGGUAGGGAGAGAGGGGGCUAGUGGUGAUGGGGUAAGCAAGGAGGAAGAGUCUGAUGUGGGAGAAAAUGCGCAUGACCCAGACGAAAUCGUCGCCACCGAGGGACUGGCGGGUGCAGACCACAUGGAAACAACGGGGAGAGGAGAUGAAAACAUUCCAAAAGUCCUAGUCCCUCUCAUCUUCACCAAUGCCCAGAACCAGGUAGUGGUUCUGGCCUCCCAAGUUGCUGAUGACUCCAUGGAGCUACCUACUGCCGAAGUGGAUGAAUUGUUGACAGAAUCAGUCAUCCUGAAAAAAACGGCAUCUCUCCUUCCAGACUUUCUCAGGAUUAGACUGAUUCAAUGUCUUCGGACCGGUUGUCACACAGUCAUUUUUCAGGGAGGACAGAAAGUGAGACUCUACUUUGCCUUUCUAGAUGCCAAAAUGGACAACAACAUCAAAGAGCAGCUAGAAGCGCAAGGUAGAGAUUGGUUCUCAAUUGACCUGCUGGAUUCUGAGCUCAACGAGGAUUUAGAUCGUAUCGUAAUGAAGGGCUGCAUCUCGGCGAAGAACAUAGCCGAAUGGCUAUCGGAAGCCGAACGGGCUGUGCGGAACCAUAAGACUCAGCAUGAGGAUGCCACACGGGCACUGGACGCCCGUGUACUGGACCUGGAACAGGCUGUACCAGGACCAGCUGUUGGGGCUUCCAGCAGUGCAUCCUCUAGCCGCCAACUGGAGGAACGCGUUGACCACGUAGUGGCAAUGCUAGGAGACAUAAGUGCCUUCACAGAGCCGGCCACCAUCAGCCAGCGGUUCGAGUUGCUGGACACCAAGAUCAGUCAUCAACAGCAGACCAACCACAGCCACAACAACAGCUCGGCGAGGCCAUACAAGAUGCCGACGUUCCGGAUCGAGAAAUUUGAUGACUACACACAUYAAGACCCGGUCGUCUGGUGGCAAGGAUUUACAACGGAGUUGGGGAUCCACGAGGUCCCUGACCAUUUGUUCAUCAGUGCUCUGUUCAUCAACACCAAGGGAGAAUGUCAGAUCUGGCUCAGCCACAUGGCAACCAUCCACGGCGUCCAGGUUUCAGACCUGCACAAGGUCACCUGGGAGGAUAUGACAAAGGAAUGGAAGAAGCGGUUCAUAGUGGAUGACGCACCCGCGCUCGCCAUCAACCGCAUCUUCGCGAUGGCUCAAGGGAGCACACCGACACGUGUCAAGCUCACGGAUUGGCAGAAGAUCGUGGCCACGCCCGAUCUGGACUUGCCAUUUCCGCAUCUGCGCCGUGAGUUCUACAACAGGUCAUGCGCCGCUCUCAGCCUCGCACUUGGUGAUCGCGAGCAGUACAGCACUUUCGCAAAGAUCAUCAACAAGGCGAGAGAGAUCAUCAAGACCAACAGGGCAGCCGCACAUGAGAAGUCAACGUGGCAGCCAACCUAUGUGGAGAAGGUACGAACUGGUCCGCGACAGCAGCAGUUCGCUGCAGUCCAAUCGGAMGGUGGAGAAGACCCAGCAGCCACUCCAGCAUCACGUGAGGGAGAUCAGGUGGCUGUUGUCCAGCCGCGAAGCAACAAGCCCCGAGUGAACGGGAAGGCGAAACCAGCAUCGCAUUCCGGAAACGGACAGCCAACACCACCAUGGGUCAAGUUCGGCUUGACCAAGGCCGAGUACAAGUACCGCAACCGUUACGGCUGCUGUUACUGGUGCAACAACACCAAGCACAAGACCUCCAUUUGCCAAGCUUCGCCGCUAUCUAUCGCCGGGGAUUCAUCGUCGUGGUCAAGAUUUGAGGUGCUCGACCCACUGACGUUCACGGAUUUCCAGUGGAUGCCCGUUCCCCAGACCGGACGAUUGCCGAAACCGCAUUGCAAUGUGCUCAUGGCACAACUGCGAGAUUACUUGCACACUGCAGUACCAGCUUUGUUGAUGGACGCCGGAGCAGAGGUUGUCUACCUUCACGCUUACAUUGCGAAGAUCGACCGCAAGUUCAAGACGCAACGGUACGACGACAUCGACGCACCAUUGCUAUAUGUACGCAUUCAGAUCGGAGAGGCGACCUGCAACGCCUUGAUCGAUUGCGGAGCAUCUCGCAACUACAUCAGCCAGGACUUCAUGGUGCGCGCCGGCCUUGGCCCACGUGUCCGGAGGAAGUCCCAUGGGAACCCGGUCUCUCCAUUGCCAUGGACGUCACAGUGGUUUGGACCUUGGUCUGUGACAGCAGCCACAGGCGAUGAGCCCGAUGGUCCUUCAUUUGUGAUCAACAUUCCAGAGCAUCUGACGGUCCAUCCGGUCUUCCACGCCUCGAAGCUGGCAACAUACACGCCAGCCAAGAGCGACGACUUUCCGGGCCGACGAUCGCAGGACCCUCCUUCUAUGGAUGGCCAUCAGGAAGUUGACCGCGUCAUCACCGAUCGCAAGUACGACAGCAAGCCGCGGCAGUACAAAGUCACAUUCAAAGCAUGCGAUCGCGAUGACACUCGGUGGAUUUCAGGAGCAGAUUUGAAAGCAUCCGCACCGCUGAUCUACGCUCACUAUGAACGUCAAAGGUUAGCCAAGGGACCUCCACGACCUGCCCCUCCCACCCKGACUGUGGUCCCUCCCUCAGACAGACAGCUUCGCCCUCGCAGGAGCGUGAGGCCUGGUAGAGAGAUCUGGGGAUGCCUUGGGCCAGGCAUUCCAAAGGAAAACCAAGGGUUGUUGUCAGACGACGCUGGCUGGAGCUGGGGUGAGUCGUGUUGCCCUGUAACCUAGCAGGGUGGGGGCAUGAGGCCUGGGAGAGCUUGGCAGGGAAUUAGACAGUGUUAGAGAAUUUUAGAGUGUUUUGUCGGGGAGUCCAGGGGUUCUGAGCAUUCGAAGGACUUUUGUGGUAAUUGCUGCUUGAGUAGCCUAGCAAUAGGUCAACAGUUAUCCACGUUUUUCCUAAAUCUUCCUGAACUUUUUUCAUAGUUUUCAGAUUGUUCUUAGCCGAAGC
Messenger RNA from Chara braunii, 3323 nucleotides. The record is from the annotation of a GenBank genome assembly. Lineage: Eukaryota; Viridiplantae; Streptophyta; Charophyceae; Charales; Characeae.